AUGGGUCAGGGCUUCUCGCUAACUACGCUUUCGGCUGGCUCCGCUAACAUUGAUGUGCCGGAGCUGGCUGAUCUGCAGUAUGAGAAAUCACUCGGAGCAGCUCGGUUUAUGAAAGCCGUCAGAGCCCGGCACAAGGAUGGACUUGUCGUCGCUCGCGUCGUUAUGAAACCGUAUGCUCAGUUCGAUUUCCAAAAUCAUGUUAAACGCCUACUCCAUGAACGCAAGGUGCUAGCAGAUGUCCCAAAUGCUGUUGCCUAUCAUCGUGUCAUCGAGACCGCAGCUUGUGGUUAUCUGGUUCGCCAAUAUAUUCAUAGCUCUUUGUAUGACCGCUUGAGCACACGCCCGUUUUUAGAAGAGAUUGAGAAGAAAUGGCUCUCAUUCCAGCUCCUCUGUGCUGUGCGAGACUGCCACGCCAGGAACAUCUUUCAUGGCGAUAUCAAGACUGAAAACGUCCUGGUCACUUCCUGGAACUGGUUAUAUCUGGCUGAUUUCUCAUCCUCGUAUAAGCCAGCCCAUCUGCCAGAAGACAACCCUGCCGACUUCUCAUUCUACUUCGAUUUGUCGGGCCGCCGAACCUGUUACUUGGCACCUGAGAGGUUUCUGGCUGCCGGACAGCAACCCGAAGGCGAAGGCGACGUCAACUGGGCCAUGGACAUCUUUAGUGUUGGCUGUGUCAUCGCCGAACUCUUCCUGGAAGCGCCCAUCUUCUCUUUGAGUCAACUGUUCAAGUACCGACAGGGGGAAUACAACCCUGAGCACUCCCAUCUCAGCAAAAUUCAGGAUCCGAAUAUACGAGAGCUGAUUCUGCACAUGAUCCAAGUCGAUCCAAAUUCAAGGAUGACCGCCGAGGACUACCUCACUCAUUGGAAAGGCAAAGUGUUUCCGACCUACUUCUAUGGCUUUCUGCAACAGUACAUGUACUCCAUCACCGACCCGUCUUCGGGCCGGAAACCUGUUACAACUGGCUCGGAACAUUUGGGCGAGCCCGACGAACGCAUAGAUCAGAUUUACAGCGACUACGACAAGAUAUCCCAUUUGCUCUCCAGCGAAGAUGGGAAGGAGCUGAUAAGACCUGAUUUCUCACCCCCAAAGCCGAACGCCAAGCUGUUCCCUCUAUUUGUAAACAUACCAAACUACCAACAUCAGGCCUCCCCCGCAAAGAGCUUGGCAAUCGACGACGGUAACCUGGUGUUCCUGACUAUUGUUGUGUCUUGUCUCCGUGGUACGGCGAGAGCUUCAGCCCGCAUUCGGGGCCUGGAGUUACUUCUGGCCUUCUCAGAGCGAUUGACAGACGAAGCAAAGCUCGACAGAGUCAUACCCUACGUGGCCCAGUUACUAGUCGAUAAGUCGGAACAAGUCAAGAUUGCCGCUCUUCGCACAUUAACGCAGAUACUAGCAAUGGUGCAAGUGGUUUCUCCUAUUAAUGCCUACAUCUUCCCAGAGUAUGUUUUGCCAAGAUUAGAGGCCUAUCUUUCAGAUUCCUCUACCAAAGUUGGUCCUCUUGUCCGGAUGCAGUAUGCGUUCUGCAUCGGUACGCUGGCAACUACUGCGGCCAAGUAUCUCGACAUGAUUCAGGCACUGCGCGCUGAGGGAUCCUUGCCGACUGCAGACCCUGAAACGGAAGACGACAUGUCUUCAUCAGCACAGCGGAACCAAUUCGACUCGGAUCGCCGUAUCUUGCUUGAAGCUUUUGAAAAGCAUACAAAGGCUCUCCUCACUGACCAGGAUACAUCUGUUCGGCGAGCCAUGCUCCGGUCUGUCUCCGAUCUGUGCAUCUUUUUCGGUAGUCCUAGAGCAAACGAUGUUGUGCUUAGUCAUCUCAACACGUAUCUCAAUGAUCCAGAUUGGAUGCUCAAGUGCGCCUUCUUCGAAGGAAUCGUUGGUGUCGCUGUGUUUGUCGGAGGAGCCAGUCUGGAAGGAUAUAUUCUACCGCUCAUGGUACAAGCGCUUACGGAUCCGGAAGAAUUCGUAGUAGAAAAGGUCAUUCGAGCGCUUUCGUCAAUGGCAGAACUGGGUCUCUUUCAACGCUCUAAAAUUUGGGAGCUAGUGGAUAUCCUCGCACGUCUCACGAUGCAUCCAAAUCUCUGGAUACGAGAAGCAGCUGUCCAGUUCAUCUCGGCAGCGUCCAAGUAUCUGUCUGUGGCUGAUGCGCACAGCAUCUUGGUCAACCUCAUUCGACCAUACUUGAAGGUGGUGCCGUCCGAGUUUUCUGAACUACGACUUCUCGAAUCUCUGAAAACCCCAAUGUCGCGAUUACUUCUUGAGAUGGCCUCUAAUUGGGCACUCCAAGCUCAAAAAGGGCAGUUCUGGGUUGCGGUACGACAUCAGCCAACAUUCACCUUUGGAUCAUCAGAAGAAAGUCUACCAACAAUCUCAGGCCGCGAGUUAGAUCAAAAGGUCUUACAGCGUUUACCAAAGAAUGAAGAAGAUGAGCUAUGGAUACGAAAACUUCGUAAUGCAGGCAUGACCUCAGAAGAUGAUUUCAAACUUGUUGCACUGAGAGACUUUAUCUGGAGAGUAAGCCACCGUCGACGUUCGGAUAGUAUCGCAACGCCGUCCACAAAGUUCAAUAGCAUUGUGACGCUAAAAGAUCUCAAUGUCAAAGCACAGACUGUGUUGUUUGACGAAGACGUCCGUCAAGUCAUGGAACAAACAAGAAAACCGGGCGCACCAGAAGAACAUUUGCCACCUCGAACUAUCAAAGACGCUUUGCUGGAUGCUUCAACUACUGAAGCUGGGGGAAUAUCUGAUCGACUGCUCGGCAAAGGCGAGAGAAAGGCCUCGGCUGAGAUUGGUACAACAUCUGCAAAUGCUUUUGGAAAGGUCGAUGGUACCCAUGUGCGUGAGUCUUCUCGGUCACGACAACCGCAUUCACCUCUUGUUGAUCGGCGUGAGCGAAGCCCUAUGCGGGUCCGCUUCCGAAACGCACACAACUACACUGGCAACGACCCAACGAUACUCAAGUUUCUGGACUCCAUGCUUCUCGAACGCUUUCCAACAGAUGAGAUUGAGUUUGGUCCACGCAUACAACCUCCUAUGCGAAAACAACCUAUCCGAUUCAAGGACACCCACCAAUCACCUACAGCAACUCCUUGGAGGCCAGAGGGUACGCUCGUAGCAAGUUUUGGAGAGCACACGGCCGCAGUAACCAGGAUUCUGGUCGCUCCAGACCAAAGCUUUUUCAUCAGUGGUUCAGAUGAUGGCACCGUAAAGAUAUGGGAUACAUCACGGGUCGAGCGGAACAUUACCCGACGAUCCCGUCAGACCUACCGGCUCGGAGAGGACGUCAAAGUCACAAGUCUAGUCUUUGUAGAACAAACCUACUCAUUCGUUGCAACCGGCAGUGACGGGAGCGUCCAUGUAGUACGAGUCGACUGCAUCCAAAGCCAAGACGGUAAUGCCAAAUUCGGCCGACCCAGACUCCUCCGCGAAUACCAACUACCAAAAGGCGACUGUACAGUAUGGUCCGAGCACUACAACGGGGAUAACAGAUCCGUACUACUACUAGCCACCGAUACUUCCAAGAUCAUCGCCUUGGAUCUACGAACCAUGGAACUCCUCUACACUCUCCACAACCCCCUCGACCACGGCACCCCAACCUGCUUCUGUGUCGACCGAAAAGCCCACUGGCUUCUCCUUGGAACCUCACACGGCGUCCUCGACCUCUGGGACUUGCGCUUUAAACUGCGCCUCAGAGCCUGGGUCCACCAUGGCGCAUCUCCCAUUCACCGCCUGUACCAGGUAGUCCUCCCGAAGGCCAAGAAAACUCGUCUCUACAUCGCUGGCGGCAGCGACCAGGGCGAAAUCACGGUCUGGGAUUUCGAAAAACUCGUCUGCAAAGAAGUUUACCGCACGGGUUCAUGCAAGGACAUAGGAAGUAAGAGUACCACGCUAAUCGACCUCGAUGAUGAGAGACCAGGCGGCAUGCUUGGUCGCUUUGCCACAAGCGUCGAGCCAACUGCAAACGCCAACGCAGACCGCGGUGUCCGCGCCCUCGCUGUACACACGCAAGCUACAGACGAAAAAGGCGAGGGUAAACACACCUUCCUACUCACCGCAGGCCCCGAUUGGAAAGUCAGGUACUGGGACACCAGCCGUGCAGAAGCAUCUAUGAUUGUAAAUGGCCUGGAAGCAGACGAAGCAAGGCCAACGUAUACGGCGUCCCAGCCUAGUCCCGAAACAAUUGUCGUGUUGGAGCGGUUGCAGCAGCCGAUGAAUGCGGGAAAUGGAAGGGAGAGUAGGGUUAGUACGGCGAGUAGGGGCAAGGUGGGCGGGAAGAGUUCGAGGUCGGGGGCUAUUGCUUUGCAGCAGCAGACGCUGUUGAAGAGUCAUGUGGAUCGCAUAUUGGAUGUUGCCGUGAUUGAGAUGCCUUACGGUAUGGUUAUUUCUGCGGAUCGGUCGGGGGUUAUCAAUUUGUUCAUGUGA
Pyrenophora tritici-repentis Pt-1C-BFP is the source of this 4425-nucleotide messenger RNA. Lineage: Eukaryota; Fungi; Ascomycota; Dothideomycetes; Pleosporales; Pleosporaceae. The record is from RefSeq and is a predicted model, not a curated record.